Phoenix dactylifera (date palm) is the source of this 3599-nucleotide messenger RNA. Its product is annotated as FAM91 carboxy-terminus protein. The record is from RefSeq and is a predicted model, not a curated record. NCBI's taxonomy places the organism in Eukaryota, Viridiplantae, Streptophyta, Magnoliopsida, Arecales, Arecaceae.
CUUGCCAUUCUUCCUCUCUUCCAUUCUACCCGUCCUCUGCUCUCUCUAUAUUAGACUAUUCUCACCCCCACCUCGUUCACAGAAACACCGCGCAGAUCUCGCCGGAGAGAGCACGAGAACUCCGAUAUUAGGCUGCUCUCUGGUACCGUUCUCGAUCGCGAUCUCUGCGAAACCUUUGCCCCCUCUGUCGUUUCAAGUUCUAUUUCUCAGAAAGAAUGGAUCUGGGAUGUCUUUGUUAGAGAUUUGUUCGUAAAUCUAUGCUAUAGUUUCACCAGGUACCGGAAGCCCAUUCGAGAGGAUGCAGCGCAUACCAGCAACGAUCGAGGAGCAGCUUCUUUUAAAGGCGAUCAGGGAAGAAUGCCCAUGGGAGAGUCUUCCGAAAAGGCUUCAAGCUAUCCUGUCGUCGAAAGAGGAGUGGCACAGGAGGAUAAUAGAGUAUUGUAUCAGAAAACGACUACAAUGGAAUAACUGUUUUGCACGUAAAGUUUGUAAGGAAGGAGAAUAUCAUGAAGAGAUGAUGCGUUAUUUGCGUAAAAAUCUUGCAUUAUUUCCAUAUCAUCUUGCAGAAUAUGUUUGUCGAGUGAUGAGAAUCUCACCAUUUAGAUAUUACUGUGACAUGAUCUUCGAGGUUAUGAAGAAUGAGCAACCAUAUGACAGCAUCCCUAAUUUCAGUGCUGCAGAUGCCUUGAGGAUUACAGGAAUUGGAAGAAAUGAAUUUAUUGAUAUUAUGAAUAAGUGCAGAUCAAAGAAAAUAAUGUGGAAGCUCAACAAGUCAAUUGCAAAAGAAUUACUGCCCACACAGCCUGUGGACUUCUCAAUUGAAACGUGGUGGGGAGUUUGCCUUGUUAACUUUACACUCGAAGAAUUUAAGAAACUCACAGAAGAAGAAAUGGCGACAAUAGACAAAGUGUGUAAGGAGGAAGCAAAUUCAUUUGUUCUCUUUGAUCCUGACAUCAUAAGAGGUCUUUAUAGAAGGGGACUAAUCUACUUUGAUGUCCCUGUGUAUCCUGAUGAUCGUUUUAAAGUUUCCAGGCUCGAAGGUUUUGUUUCUAACAAAGAGCAGUCCUAUGAAGAUCCCAUUGAAGAGUUAUUGUAUGCUGUUUUUGUUGUCUCGAGCGAGAAUGCCACUGUUGCUGAAUUGGCUGCAACAUUGCAGGCUGAUCUUUCUCAGCUACAGGCUGCUGCAUCAUUUGCUUGCCGACUGGGCUGGGCUAUAAAGCUUAUAGAUCCAGAAUCUGUUCUUCAAGAUUCAAUAAUACCUGGCUAUCCUAGUAAUAUACUCAGUGAUGAUGAAGAUGGUUCAAAUGCUAGUGUCAGCUCAGAAAAAUCUGCUCAACAAGUUCAUGGUUCAGGAACCGAAAAGCCUAGGCCAGUUUCCAAUAAUGCUCAUGUUGCCUUUGUUGUGGAUGCUAAUAUAACUUCAUAUCUAAUGAUGGGUUCUCUUUCACCAGGACUGAAGUCUCAUGCUGUGACACUCUAUGAAGCAGGAAAACUUGGUGAUUCUUGCAUUGCAGAACUUUGCAAGGAUCUUGCUACGUUAGAAGAAAAGUUUGAGGGUGAAUUGCAGGAAUUUGCUAACCAUGCAUAUAGUCUUCGAUGUAUUCUGGAGUGCCUGCAAUCUGGUGGAGUGGCUACUAAUGAAGUGGUUGGUAAAGCUAGUGAUCAAGUUGAUGAGCAGCUUUCCUCUAAUGAGGCUACUUCCCUUACAGUUGAUAGAAACACUAUUGAGAACUCUGGUUAUUCUAACAUUAAUGAAGCAAAGACACUAUGCAAUGAUGAUAUGGAACUGCCUCAACUUGAUUCCUCUGCAAAUGAAUCCAAUGCUACAGAUGUUCCUCCUGACUCAUUUUCAACCACUUCAACUGAAAGUAAUACCUUCACACCAAACAAUGAUUUGCAGAAUGAUCAGAACGUAAUGUUGGUAGAGGACCCACAUGCUGAAAAAACAAUUUUGAAGAGAAAAAGGAAAUACCGUGUUGAUAUCCUUCGUUGUGAAAGCUUGGCUGCUCUUCCACCAGCAACACUGGAACGUUUACUUCUUAGGGACUAUGACAUUAUUGUAUCUAUGGUUCCGCUUCCUUCUUCAUCAGUCUUACCUGGACCUUUAGGUCCCAUCCAUUUUGGACCACCUUCUUAUUCUUCUAUGUCACCGUGGAUGAAGCUAGUAUUGUAUACAAGUAUGUCUAGUGGACCACUUUCAGUUGUUCUAAUGAAAGGACAGCGCCUACGAUUGGUUCCUGCACCAUUAGCAGGCUGUGAAAAGGCCCUGAUAUGGUCUUGGGAUGGAUCUGUAAUAGGAGGACUAGGAGGCAAGUUUGAAGGGAAUUUGGUUAAUGGAAAUGUACUUCUACACUGUUUAAACUCAAUGCUCCAGCAUUCAGCUGUGCUGGUGCAACCUCUGAGUAGAUAUGAUCUUAAUAAGUCUGGAAGAAUUGUUACAGUGGAUAUUGCUCUACCCCUUAAGAAUUCUGAUGGAUCACUUCCACCCAUAGCAUCGGAGUUGGGAUUUUCCAUGGAAGAAAGUGCCAAUUUAAAUUCAUUAUUAGAUGAACUCUCAAGGAAAGCCGAGUUAUGCACGUUAGGUUAUAUUCGCCUUUUAAGACUUCAGAAGGAAAGUGAAUCUGACAUGUUUCUCCCUGAUAAUGAAAAAUAUGAAUGGGUUCCAUUAAGCAUGGAAUUCGGAGUCCCCCUGUUCAAUCCAAAAUUAUGUAGUAGAAUAUGUGAAAGGGUGGUUUCAUCACAUUUACUACAAGCAGACUCACUUAAUGAACAUCAUGAUGCGAUGCAGAGUUUAAGAAAGAGGUUACGUGAAAUUUGUUCUGAAUACCAAGCAACUGGUCCUACCGCAAAGCUCUUUUAUCGCAUAGAGCAUGUAAAGGAGUCACCCCGCCAUUUGAUCAACUAUGCUAGUGGAAGGUGGAGUCCACUGGAUCCUUCAACACCAAUCUCUGGAGCCUCCAGUGAACGCCAGAGGCUCAAGCUUGCUAAUCGACAGCAGUGCCGGACUGAAGUUCUAAGUUUUGAUGGGAACAUACUCAGGUCAUAUGCACUCAGUCCUAUAUGUGAGGCUGCUACCAGACCUAUUGAAGAAUCAACUUCCACAAAUACAGCAAAACUUGAAUCAGAUGAUACAGAUAGUAGGGAAGUAGUCCUGCCAGGUGUCAAUCUAUUAUUUGACGGAUCACUGUUGCACCCAUUUGAUAUAGGUGCUUGUUUGCAAGCCCGUCAACCUGUUUCAUUAAUAGCAGAGGCUUCAGCUGCAUCUGCCUCUUUAUAUGCAACCAUAGGCUCAUGACUUAAAGAUUAGUGUUGAAUGGUGGGUCCAGAAAUUGAUGGGUUGGAAUAUUCUCCUCCACAUCACUGGUAGUGCAGUUGGCAUCUUUCAGUUGCUUGUUUGAAUCUCUCCCCCUCAGGAUUUGGCUGUUGUGAGUUUUAGAUUUUCUACUUCAUACUCAGGGAUUGUUUGUUUCAAGCAUCGAAGUGUACCUAUUAAGGUAUGUUGAGUCUAACUGUAUUUAUGCGGCCAUUCUAUUUUUAUUCAUUAAUGUUCAUGCAGAUGAGUCUUUUAUCUGAGAAAGAAUUGAUUGAGUUCCUUGAAA